CACUAUUCAGGGUCCGAGACACUCCUCGGUUAUCUAUUUAUUCAUUACAUUUACCAGUAUGUAAUACAUAGAAAAAAUGAAAUAUAGGAAAAUAUAGAGGGGGAAGUCAUCAAAUUUGCAGAUGACACCAAGGUAGGGGGAACACUAAGCAAGAUGGAUUCAAGAUUCAGAGAGUCUUGACAGACUUGAACCCUGAGCCCUCUCCAACAGCAGCCAAUUCAAUGGUGAGAACAGUGAGGUUUGAAAAAACAAAUGCACGUAUAUGGAAGGAGGUACCUGGCUCAACAGCAGUAACCAUGAGAGGGAUCUUGGCGUCCCAAUGGACCCUCAUCUAUGAGCCAGCAGUGUGCGGCAACUGCCAAAAAAGCUAAUGCAGUCCUAGACUGCAUCAACAGAGGGAUAAUAUAAAUAAAUAUUGAUACCACUUUCUAAUGCCUUGGGAAGACCACACUUAGGAUAUUGUGUUGAGUUCUGCUCACCACGAUAGAUGCGGAGAUUCUGGAAGGAGUGCAGAGCAACAAAGAUGACAAGUGGCCUAGAGGCUAAAGCACUCGAUGAAUGGCUGAAUCUAGUCUAACAAAGAGAGAACCAGGAGUGACAUGAUAGCAGUCUUCCAAUAUCUCAGGAGUUGCCGUAAAGAAGAUGGAGUCAAGCUAUUCUCCAAACCACCUGAAGGCAGGACAAGAAACAACGGAUGGAGACUAAGCAAGGAGAGAAGCAACCGGGAAUUCAAGAGAAAUUUCCUGUGGAACGACUUGCCUCCAAAGGUUGUGGGCGCACCAUCAUUGGAGGCUGGAAAGAAGAGACACUGGACAGCCAUUUGUCUGGGAAGGUACCGGGGCGCCUCCUUCAGCAGAGGGUUGGACUAGAGGGCCUCCAAGGUCCCUUCCACCUCGCCCAGAGAGUCAGGCCGCCUUUGCCUUUCAGGCGAGACCCCUGCAGCUUUCCUGAGAGGCAGCUGAGGGGCUUCCGGUCAAAGCUAACCGGCAAAGAGGCGACCAGAUUCCCUUUUGUCCUGGGUUUUUUGCCCUCGCAGCCCACGCGACCCUCAGCCUCCCCGCCGAGGAGCCCCCAAGAGGGGGAAACACCGCAGUCGCCCCGCCCCCCGCGUCCCCGGCCCCGCCCCCCUCGCCAGGCUCCUCCCUCCGGGCGGGGGGCGGCGGGGGGGGGCCGCGGCGGGCUUCGGGUUUCCGCUCCCGCUUAUUAAUAACGGCGCCUCUCCUCCUCUCGGGACAGCCGCGGCUGGAGGUGGCCGUGCCGGAGCGGCAGAAAAGAUGGCAGAUUUUGAACUUCCGGUGGAGCAGGAUAGUGAAGAAACCUUAGAGCCAAAUAUUGCCGGUGUAGGGACACUGCCAGAAUUUAACCAAGAAAAUGUUCCCGAGUUCUUCUACAUGGACCCUGUUAGUGCUCAGUUCCAACAAAAUCCAGAAAUUGCUGGGGCCUCACUGGGCUCUCUGGAUUCCAUGACUUGCCAAGACUUGUCUGCUGCUGAGAGCCAACAUGUGGACAUGGAAGAUCUUGGCGAACGUUUCCAGCAAUGCAUUGAAGCCGUAGAAGAGCUAGAGGAGGAGAGGGACUCUCUCAUUAAGGAACUCACACUCUUACGCCAACCGGCUCUCGAGGAACUCCAACGGGCCCAUGAAGAGAUUCUGGAAGCCUACAGGCUCCAUGCCAAAGUAGAGCUGGAGAAGGAUAACCUGCGGGAUGAGAUUCGACAGGUGAAGCAGAAACUAUUUAGGGUGACGCGGGAAUGUGUGGCAUGCCAGUAUCAGCUGGAAACCAGGAGGUACGAAGUCGCUCAGCACGUGGACUACCGAAAAGAACUGGAGAACAGAGUCAGCCAGCUCUCGGAAGAGCUGUCCCAGUUGAAAGAGACUUGUGAGGAAGAGAAGGAACAUUUUAGGCAGAGGCUGAAGGCUCCACGGCAUGAGAGGAGCAGCCAUCACCUCCAAGAGAGCCGGCGGCUUUCCAUGGAAUUUGAGAGUUUUGUACUGGAGAACCGUCAGUGCUUGGAGGAGCAUUACGAACCGAAGCUGAUGCGCCUCUUGGAAAGGAGAGAAGCCAGCAGCAAAGCCUUGCAAACGACACAGAGUGAAAUCCACAGACUGAAGGAGACCCUGAGGCCCUUGCAGGGAGAAGUCAGCAAGUUGCUACUGCAAAACAGGAACCUGGAGGACCAGAUUCUGCUGAUCAAGCAGAAGCGCGAUGAAGAGGUCCUGCAAUACAAGGAGCAAGUGGAGGAGAUGGAAAACAGAGUAAGGGAACUGAAGACUGGAGUUCAACUUCAGCAACUAAAGAACCAAGAAUUGGAAGAACUGAAAGUCAGUUUACAUCAAGAACUGUCCAUUUACAAAGGCUGCUUAGAAAUGUACGGGCAACUCUGCAAAUCGGAAGUGAAGAAAGAUGAAGACUGAAUCCUACACACGGCCAUCUUUCCUUCUGCUUAACUAAUAUGGACUCCAUCCGACUAAUACCGGUAGCAAACAAUAAGCAAGAUUUCUAGGAUGAGAGUUUGCAUUUUUACUGUCAAAAAGGAUUAUGAUUUUUGAGAUGUGGCCAUUAUGACAGACCUGAUACUAACAGACCACCAGAUAAGCAUUAUCAGCAAUUGUUAAAAUGUACUCAGAUGACAUGUCAAAACCUUUGUCAAUAUUUAAUUUUCUGUAUAAAACUUGCUUAUGAGCAGGGAAGCGAGCUUUUUGUAGACUUGCAAUGUAUGUUACUAAGAAACAAAACUUCAAUCAAAAACUUUUCAUACAAGAACUGCUUUCCUUUAGGAUUUUUCAAUCUAUGACAUUCAAUCAGCAACCAUUCCAAGUUAUGACACCGAAAGAAUGGUAAUUACGUCAUUGGACUUCUGGCUGUCCCAGCAGCCCCACAAUCACGAUUGCAACUUGGGUGCUUGGCAAUCUAUUUGCACUUACAACCGUAAUAGCUCAGGCUGUAAGGAGCCUGUUAUUAGAACACAGUAGUCUGCAAUUACUGCAGGUUCGAGCCCGGCCCAAGGUUGAUUCAGCCUUCCAUCCUUUAUAAGGUAGGUAUAAUGAGGACCCAGAUUGUUGGGGGGGCAAUAAGUUGACUUUGUAAAUACACAAAUAGAAUGAGACUAUUGCCUUAUACACUGUAAGCCGCCCUGAGUCUUCGGAGAAGGGCGGGAUAUAAAUGUAAAUUAAAAAAAAAAAAAACCAAUUGCCAAGCACACCGUGAUCACCAUUUGCAACCUUCCUUGUGCACUUCUCCAGAAAAAUCAACAAGGAAGCUAGCAGGGAAAGUUUAUUUAUGUAAGACAAAUUUAUAUGGUCGCCCACUCACUCUCAAGGAUUCUGAACAGUAUACAAAAAUAAAAACCAAAAUUGCAAGUUUGAA
Ahaetulla prasina is the source of this 3366-nucleotide messenger RNA. It is a transcript of the gene SYNC, whose product is annotated as syncoilin, intermediate filament protein. The coding region runs from base 1275 to 2414 and encodes 379 amino acids. The record is from RefSeq and is a predicted model, not a curated record. The transcript has 4 exons. NCBI's taxonomy places the organism in Eukaryota, Metazoa, Chordata, Lepidosauria, Squamata, Colubridae. Gene Ontology annotation, cellular component: intermediate filament.